Messenger RNA from Oncorhynchus mykiss (rainbow trout), 3623 nucleotides. Lineage: Eukaryota; Metazoa; Chordata; Actinopteri; Salmoniformes; Salmonidae. The record is from RefSeq and is a predicted model, not a curated record.
AUCUGUACCCCUGUAAAAGUGUGCACUAACUCAAAUUAUUUUGAAUAUACUGCUAUAAUGACAUCUUUUCAGUUUUAUGUUGCAAAGUAGGUUAGGCCUAUAGAUGGAGCUGAUGUUCAACACAAAGCAAUAAUCAUGUAGGUGGUAGGCCUACAAUUUUCCUGAAAAUGUUAGGCCUAUAAUUUAAGUGAGGGGGAAAAUAGAACAAAACCAGAUCAAGUAAGGUAAAAUAGUUACAACUGUUAGGUAUGUUUCACUUUACAAAUAGCUAGGCUUACAUGACUCCAGUGAGUCAUUUGACCAAACCAAUAUCAACAAAAAGGUGUAAUGGGUUUGCACUCAAAAAUAUGUUGCAUUAAGCUUACUUCAUUAUUGUAUUUUUCUUAACUAUUUUCAUUGUAUCAAGGAUAGCGUACCAAACCCAUAUCACUCAACAGUAAACUGGUUUGGCUGGUACCAAACCCAUAUCACUCAGCUGUAAACUGGAUUGGCUGGUGUUUAUGACUUCUUGCAAAUGCUGGUGGAGGCACAUGAUGUAGUGAAACAAAAGUGAAACUGUACAGACAUUCUCCGAAUCCGAAUGCAAGAUAUCGUGGUGGCUCUCGUGGAUUAAUCAAUUAUAAACCAAUCUUUGUUAAACUUUAGAACAUUUUCAAUAGGCUACAGAGUACAUUAUUUUGUUAUUAGGGCAAGGGCGCAGCAGAGUUAGUGGGCAUCCAAUGAUAAUAGGAAGAUAGCUGGCCCGAGCAGUAAGUAGUAAAAUGUUUUACUAAAUUGAGACGACAACUUUUUAGGAUGCGUCGCAGAAUUGAACGGCUGUGUCCAUUUUUCCUGGUUCCAGUUCUCUCCUACUUACCCUGGAGAUCGAUCGUGGAAAAUUAUUUUGCAAGGUUUUUGGAACGCACAGGGAGAUGUAUCUUGCCAAAUUAUCCUGACUGUCCAGAAUCCCUUUCCGGUGAAGGAGUGGGGAGUCCAGAAUCCCUUUCCGGUGAAGGAGUGGGGAGUCCAGAAUCCCUUCUAAGUGAAGGAGUGAGGAGUCCAGAAUCCCUUCCCAGUGAAGGAGUGGGGAGUCCAGAAUCCCUUUUUAGUGAAGAAGUGGAGAGUCCAGAAUCCCUUCCCAGUGAAGGAGUGGGGAGUCCAGAAUCCCUUUUUAGUGAAGAAGUGGAGAGUCCAGAAUCCAUUCCCAGUGAAGGAGUGGGGAGUCCAGAAUCCCUUCCCAGUGAAGGAGUGGGGAGUCCAGAAUCCCUUUUUAGUGAAGAAGUGGAGAGUCCAGAAUCCCUUCCCAGUGAAGGAGUGGGGAGUCCAGAAUCCCUUCCCAGUGAAGGAGUGGGGAGUCCAGAAUCCCUUUUUAGUGAAGAAGUGGAGAGUCCAGAAUCCCUUCCCAGUGAAGGAGUGGGGAGUCCAGAAUCCCUUCCCAGUGGAGGAGUGGGGAGUCCAGAAUCCCUUUUUAGUGAAGAAGUGGAGAGUCCAGAAUCCCUUCCCAGUGAAGGAGUGGGGAGUCCAGAAUCCCUUCCCAGUGGAGGAGUGGGGAGUCCAGAAUCCCUUUUUAGUGAAGAAGUGGAGAGUCCAGAAUCCCUUUUUAGUGAAAAAAUUGAGAUUCCAGAAUCCUUUCCCAGUGAAGGAGUGGGGAGUCCAGAAUCCCUUUUUAGUGAAGAAGUGGAGAGUCCAGAAUCCCUUCCCAGUAGAGCAGUGGAGAGGCCAGAAACCCUUCUCAGUGGAGAAGUCAAGCUUCGGGUUCUCAGGUCAACUAGGUCAUAUGAUGUUGAAGACACGGAUGAGUACUACUGCGAGUACGACUCGACAUGGGAGGAUCCUCCAAACAAAGAAACCAGUGGUCAAAAGUCCCAACAUUGGGUACACCAGUACACCAGUUGGUCGCAACAAUCACACAGGUUUAACAGAUUCAAAAGUGCAGCAAAGGAUAUGCAAAAGUACAGGCAUGAUUAUCCAGAGCAUAGAUCAAACUUGUACUUCGGCUGGCAACAACAAGAAGAUAUGCCUAAUUUAAAGUUCUACCGUGAACAAAUACCCUCCUCCCCUGAUGGUGUCUUCAUUGAGGACUUUCACAAGAAAUGGAACAGGCAAUAUUUAAAACUGGAAAGAGUUCACUCAUACAUCCAAUGGUUGUUCCCUCUUCAAGAACCAGGAAUGAAUAAUCAAGCCAAGGAACUCACCAAAAAGGAAAUUGAGGCUUUCCUUCAAGAUGAAACUGCGAAGAAGAGGCUGGUCAAGUCGUACAAGCUCAUGCUGGACUUCUACGGCAUCCAGCUGUCAAAUGACACAACAGGGGAAGUACGACGUGCUAAUAACUGGCGUGACAGAUUUGACAACCUGGACAGACAUACACACAACAACCUGCGCAUCACCCGCAUCCUGAAGUGCCUGGGCACUCUGGGGUUCCCCCACUACCAGGCCCCACUCGUCCGCUUCUUCCUGGAGGAAACUCUUGUCAAAGGCAACCUGUACAAUGUGAAGGAGAGCGUGCUCAACUACUUCAUCUUUGCUGUCAUUGAUAAGCAACAACGCAGGGAAUUAGUUAAGUAUGCCUACAAGCACUAUGAGCCCAAACAUGAGUUUGUGUGGUGCCCUAAGAAGAUCCAGAUGAUUUUCUCAAAUGGAGAAGAAUUCUCAGAUAGUAGGCAAACAAUGGCAGGCCAUUACCAGCAUGGUAACUACUUAGAUGACAGAGAUGUCAGUGACAACCUGUCCAUUCCUCGCAAUGCUAUUGUUAGCACAGCUGAAUCCAUUCAGCACCCUGUUCCAAGAUUGGUUUCCCCCAAAAAAUAUGAUUUGGCCCCUGAGCGUGCAUCAAUUAGGCAUUAUGAAGAUGUUCCAAAGUAUGUAGCUACUCACUCUACAGGGCACUCACAUACUGCCCAAGGUAAUGUAAAGACUCGGUCCCUCACCAAAGAUGUUUUAAAUAAUCAGGGAAAUGAGAAAAUAGAGAGUGCACCCACAAAAGAUUCAGAAGGCAAGAACAAUUCAGUGAAAGAGCCACUUAAUAAAGAGGUUUCACAGAGUCAGUUAAAGAUCGAAUGCUCAGCAAUUGAGCAAUCUACUCAAGACCCAUCCCAGAGCCCGGAUAAGACCACUGAGGGUCCAGCCAUAGACCCAUGUCCUAAAGACCCAUACCAGAGCCCGGAUAAGACCACUGAGGGUCCAGCCAUAGACCCAUGUCCUAAAGACCCAUCCCAGAGCCAGGUUCAGACCACUGAGGGUCCAACCAUAGAGCUAUCUCCUCAUAAGGUACCCCAGAGCAAGGUUAAUAUAGCCAGAACCAGAGAUGCCCCAAAGAGCUGCCGCGCCAAAAAGCCUAGAAUUGGGGAAAUUACCAAAACAGUUUCGGAGAGCACCAGUAAAACACCAAAUGAGAAUCCUCCUUCUACCAGAGAAAAGCAAUAGCAUCUGUACAUUAAACAGGUGUUAAAUGUAACAGUGGCGAUAUAAGAUGAGUGUAUUCACCCAAAUAGGUAGAUUGUGAAGCAAUCAGAAACCAGAGGGCAUAAAAGCAAAUGGGAAGGGGAAGAUUUUGAUAUUUUAAUAAAGUAUAAUGAAAUAAUAAUUGACUGUUAUGUAUACUUAGUAUCAGUGAUGUUUAGUACUUAAGUAAACAAACUUUAAAG